GGUCAUUUCUAAUCAUCGAUGCAUAGGUAACUGAGUUGCACUGAAGUUCUUCAUCUAGGGUUUAGUAAUAGAUUCUUUGGUGCCUCAUGUGCUUCGCACUUUUUAGAAGUGAGUGAUUUGAGGGUCUACUGCAGGAUUGGGUCGAAAUCACCGGUCCUAACUAUCAUCGAACAGACACUGGAUGUGGUCGACCGAUUUACUUACUUCGAUGAUUGCGUCACCAUAGAUGGUUAUAUCAAUGAAAUUGUUUCGUAUAAAAGCGAACUGCGCGUGCCUUUUCACAGGACUGAUCGCCCAUUAAGAUGGCGGGUUAUCAGCUUUUCCGUCAAAGGUGUGAAGGCUGCGUUGCGGCCGGUGUUACUGUAUAGAUCAGAAGCGUGAUUGAUUCCUACUGAAGUUAUGAAGGGAUUUGUCAUCCUUGAUAACCGAUGCUUACUGAGCAAUACACCAGAUCACCCUUUUGGUUUCGUGAGAGAGCUUAUCGGUGAACAAUCUCACUAAGUGCAACUUUAUUCCGAUGUCAGAUUCCGACUCUACGUGGCCCGCCACCGAUGAUUUCGGGUCUAGGUUUUUGGAAAUCGACGAGUAUGCCAUUGAAGCCCUUGAGACAGAGACAUUGCUUGGUCGGGAUGAUGCUACCGAGCCGAACUACGGUUUUCCUGAAACAUCCGCAUCCCUGGAACCAAACAGCGGAGUUCGAACAAAUCGUGGUCUUCGACUUCGAUCGCUCAUCGAAUUGGAGAACGAAUAUGAGGAGGAUGACUGCACGGUAUCUGCAUUAUAUCACGCGCGCCCGAAGAGAACCCGCGUGUAUCGACCUCCCGUGAGUAAGAUAAGUAACGCACGAUCGGAUAGCGAUGAAGAGUCCAGCUUCAAGAGGUUUCAUUCUUUAAAGGCCACUACCGCUCGUCAGCGAAGCCUGCAAAUGCAGCGGAUUGCAAGUCAACCAUCAGAACACAACCAUUUAAAUCCGGCUGAAACAGAUCCGGCUUUUCUGAGUCUGGAGAGUUUGGAGCCCUCAAAACCUAGCUCAGUACCUACCCCUGAGCAGCUGGCCGCCAGGCAACUUAGUAUAACACGCCGCCGGGAAUCUGCCAAGCGAAAAGUGGAAUUACAGAAACGACAAACGGUUGAACGUCUCCUGAAAAUUAACGCAGACUCGGAUAAUUUCAGUCGUCGUGGAAGGGGAAGAGGUCGAGGAGCCAGAAAUAUCUCACACUCAGUGCCUGCUCCAUCUGUGUUAUCGCCGAUUGUGGAUGCACUUAUUUGUGCAGAUGAGUGCGAUAAUUCUACUAACGUCAGUCGUAUUGAGGAUGAUGAGACUUCGGAGCCGGAUCUAGAUACAUCAGGAGCAGAUGCCACUCUGAACACACGCACAGCAUUGGCGGAGCAACACGGUUUAUCUGGAUCUAGCAUGGAUCCACCGUUUGAGUGUAUCCGCCUCAUAUCUUCCUCACGUCUAUCUCCAACCAAUCGCGUUUGUUUUCCCACAUCUUUACUUUCAUCCGGAAGCAAUGUUAGCAGUGAUCUUUCAUGGAUUUUAACCCCGAAACCCCCUCCGAUUGUCCCAGAAGCACAGCCCUGUGCAGCCGGAUGUGGUCGGACCCGCCGCUACAAGUGCUCCAAGACCGGCGUGCCUCUGUGUAGCCUAGCUUGUUACAAACAGAAUCUGGCUAACUGGGCUGUAGCUCACUGAUUGUAUAAUACACUUCGCCUUCCGUUGCAUCGUCAUAUUUUGUUGGUCAACUACUUGAUCGAAAAUACGAUUAUCUGUGGGAUCUGAUACAAAGGUAAAACUUGUCCGCUCAUUGCUUUACUGACUUGCGACAGCUUUUGGUGUUGCCUGAAUUACUUCCGGCCCCUCAUCUAAUAAACAUGUCAAAAAUCGC
Molecule: messenger RNA, 1889 nt
Organism: Dicrocoelium dendriticum
Lineage: Eukaryota; Metazoa; Platyhelminthes; Trematoda; Plagiorchiida; Dicrocoeliidae
Source: the annotation of a GenBank genome assembly